Messenger RNA from Malurus melanocephalus (red-backed fairy wren), 3850 nucleotides. It is a transcript of the gene ZMAT4, whose product is annotated as zinc finger matrin-type 4. The record is from RefSeq and is a predicted model, not a curated record. Gene Ontology annotation, molecular function: zinc ion binding; nucleic acid binding. Gene Ontology annotation, cellular component: nucleus. Bases 150 to 839 code for a protein of 229 amino acids. Lineage: Eukaryota; Metazoa; Chordata; Aves; Passeriformes; Maluridae. The transcript has 7 exons.
CGGAGCGGCGGCGGCGGAGCUGCUGCUGCGGCGGCCCCGGAGCCCGGGGGAGCGGCCCCGGUGCUCGGCUGGAGCGGCCCCGCCGCGCCCGAAGCACCGGCCCUGGGGUCAGUGGCCAUCGCCCCCGGAGGCACCCGCUGGACGCGAAGAUGAAAUCCUCUGACAUCGACCAGGAGCUGUUCACUGAAAGUUACUGCAAGGUGUGCAGUGCUCAGCUCAUCUCCGAGUCGCAGCGCGUGGCCCAUUAYGAGAGUCGGAAGCAUGCCAGCAAAGUCCGUCUCUAUUACAUGCUUCACCCCAUCGAUGGAGGCUGCCCAGCCAAAAAGCUCCGCUCAGAAAAUGGCGGUGAUGGUGACUCAGUGGAUAAGAACAAAUGCUGCACAYUAUGUAACAUGUCCUUUACCUCAGCAGUGGUGGCGGAAUCGCAUUACCAGGGGAAAAUCCAUGCCAAAAGGUUGAAACUGUUGCUAGGGGAGCAGCCAUCACUAAAGGCCACAGAAGCUGCUCUGGGCUCCCUGAAGCCCCCGCACCCGGCCAGUGCCCCGGUGGUGCCGUGCCCGCCCCAGCGCAGGGACUCGGAUCGCUACUGCCAGCUCUGCACUGCCUGGUUCAACAACCCCAUGAUGGCACAGCAGCACUACGAGGGCAAAAAGCACAAGAAGAACGCGGCCAGGGCCGACCUCCUGGAGCAGCUGGGGAAGACCCUGGACCUGGGGGAGCUGAGAGGCCUGAAGCGCAGCUACACCUGCAGCACCUGCAAUGUCACCCUCAACUCCAUAGAGCAGUACCACGCACACCUGAAGGGCUCCAAACACCAGACCAACCUGAAGAACCAAUAGUGGCUCAUGAGUGGAGAAGAGGACGAGCACCAACACUGCCCAGGGAGGGCAGAGGCUCAGCAGGAGAGGAGCUUUCUUGGACACUGAUCCUUUGUGGAUUCAAYAAUUAACAUGUAACUAACCUUCGCUUUGGACAGAUACAUGGAUUUUUUUUUUUUAAAUUUUGUGGUGAGUUAAAAUAUUUCGAUGGAUUUUUUUACCCUUUCAGGACAAUAUUUAUUCAGCACAGAGUCUAGAGUAUGAUAACUAUCCUGUAAAUACAGCACUUACUCAUCACUCAUCUUCAGGGACACUCAAAACAAACGAUUUUACUUUUUCAUAUUUAUUCUCAGACUUCUCUCAAGAACAUAUGAUUAUUCCACURCAUUAUCCAUGAUAGUGAUGUAAUCAGUCUUCAAUCAGAAAUAAACAUUCUUUCUUCACCUUCUCCAGCAUGGUUUGUGUCAACACAUAAAGAGCAACAGCAGUGAAUCGUGGGGAUUGUGCAGUGGAUGUUCCUCCCUUCCCUCUUGGUCUCUGGAGAAACAAAUGGUUCCAUGAGUGAAGAGCACUGAAAUGAAAGUGUGAAUUCUUUUAGGAUUCCUGCAGACUCUACAGGAGCUGUUUGCUCUGUUGACUUUGGUGCAGUGCUGAGGCUGGACACUGCUCUGCCCACCAGGACCCACAGCCCUUCUGAGAGCUGAGGAAGGAUGGUGCAGUAACUCUGAGUAGUUACUCCUUCUCUGCAGUGCAGCAGAGUUCCCUGUGAGCAUCUGAGCAGAGAGAGGAGUGAGGCAGAGGAGAGCCCCUCCCUGCUCUGCAUCCCAGAGCUCUGCUCAGGAUCCUCAGCUCCCUGSGCUGCUCUGGCCCAGUCCUGCCCAGGGAUGCUCAGGAGCUCUGCAGCUUCCCCUCCUCACUCUGUGGGAUGCUCAGACACUGCAGAAGCUCYGUGUGAUUAAUUUGUGCUCUUGCAUCAAUGCCUUUCAUGUGUGGAGGAGAAUGGGUUUUUCACAGAUGAGUAAACAUCUCCUUGGGUUUCAUAGCUGUGGGGUGGUUUCAUUUAUUGUGUUUUGGGUAAUAACACAAGCUGCCAGUGUUCCUGAAGCUAAACUGCCUCUUUACAGAGAGAAUGAUUUACAGAAAUAGGGCACAUCAGUCAUGAGGGUUCAAGCCUGGCUCUUCUGAGCCUUCUUUCCCCAAARGAACCCUCCUGCAAGCAGCUCCCAGGGUGCUGCAGAGGCAUUUUUGUCAGGAGACAAAACCAAAAAUCUYCUGUGUGCUCUAGUAAUCACUACAAGCUAAUUGCAGCAAAUUAAUUCCAGCMCAAACACGGUUUCUUUCCGCAGGCAGGUGUGGACACAGCUCUGCAAUGAGAGCAAUCUCUGCUCCCAGCCCGUGCAAGGGGCUCUCCUUUCCUGGGUCUGCAGCCUGGCCUGGAGUUGGUGGCUUGGUUGAUCUGUGAGGAGGCCAAAGAAAGAGGAUCUGUCUGUAAUUUAGACAAAUCCAGCAGCUCUCAGGUAGAUGGUGUGGCCCUGCAGAGCAGGAGGGUCCCCACAUCCCACCCCACAUCCCCUGAGUGACACAGCAGUGCAAUAUUUCUGUUUGUUGCCAAUAUUGUCCUGCUCCAGUCAAUCAGGCUUUGGUCCCUAAAUCCUUCUAAUCUCUUGCUUUUYCUAAGUUCAUUAGGCCUUCAAAGCAAGACAUAAAAAGACAAAUYCCCUCCUGGUAAGUCAGGGAUCCCUGUAGAAUUGUCGCCAGAUCUCUGAUGUCAGGCCUGGUCCAAGACCUCUGGCUGAAAAGUGUGAGUGGAUGUGUUAGGGAGCUUCAAAAACUUCAGUGCAACCACUGCAUCCCCCAGGUUACUUUAAAAUGAAGGGUGAAAAYAUUUGCAUAUAUUUUCUCAAUUAAAAAACAGAAACACACUCUGGAUKUUUUAUGCAGAACAUCUAUGCGUAACACUUUGAUUUUGUCUGUUCUGGCCAAAUGUUUUCCAACUUAAAAUUCUGUGCAAAAUUCUGUAAAGCAAGUAAAUGUGAAUUUGUCAUCAGUCUGGGUCUCUCCCCAGACUCACUUUGCAGUCAGUGCUAACUGGAAUCCCAGUGCAGGUGGGAUUACAGCCCUGAACUGCAAUCUUUGGGUUUGCAGCCCAUGUUAGCACAGCUCUCCAGCUCUGGUGCAGGGUCAGGCUGUGUCAGGGCAGGACACUGACUCCAGUGGGGUUUAAUGCUCAGACAGCCCAGCACAAAUGAUCCCUGGUUUGUCUGAGGUGAUGGAGCUGUGGUAACGUGAGGCUCCCUGAGAUCUGCAGCUUCACACUGGGAUUAACCAUGGGGGAAGAAAGCUCCUGCUACGUAAUUGGGGYUUCCUUUGUUAACUUCCUAUUGCAUCAACUUCAUUAGCAAGGGCUGACCUUUAAAAGCACCUUCCAUAAUCUUCAAAUUAAGAMUGUGGAAGUCUCAUUUUUCCUGYUGGCAGCAUCCUGCCCUGUGUGAGGUGGUGACCUGSCCCAGUGCCAGCCUGGUCCCCCAGCAAGGGGCUGUGAGGACCCCCCAGGGCUGGGGAUGAGCAGGACCCAGUUUGGGGUUUGCAGUCUCAGAGGGAGAGGAAAUGUGCAUUAAACUGUGGAUUGGUCCCUGCUGAAGUUUCUGCCCUGGGCUCAAGUGUGGACUUUGUGAUGGAUUGUGUAGUGGGCCACUGCUCCCUAAUGGAGCCCACGGGCAGCUCUGACAAAAGCCUCUGUCGAACAUGUUUUUAAUCAGUGUGUGCAUUUCAAUUUGCAUAUUAAUAGCAAGGAGCUGUUAUUACUGCUGCUGUUGAUGAGAUGGUGUCAAGCCCAUCUUCCCGUCUGAGGAAAGAAAGAAACUGCAUCUGUURUAUAAAGAAUGACAUUGGCAGAAAACAUGUCUGAGGAUUGUCCAUUCUUUGCCUCUCUCUUCCUUUAUCACUUGCUUUAUUUUGUUCUUAAUGGCUCAUACGGAUGCAUUCAUUAAAUCUUUCCCCUYAGAACAAGGAUCAUUUAAUGGCAGAAUAAG